Tarenaya hassleriana is the source of this 1563-nucleotide messenger RNA. RefSeq names its product FAD-dependent urate hydroxylase-like. The transcript is spliced from 7 exons. The coding region runs from base 62 to 1462 and encodes 466 amino acids. Gene Ontology annotation, molecular function: FAD binding. The record is from RefSeq and is a predicted model, not a curated record. NCBI's taxonomy places the organism in Eukaryota, Viridiplantae, Streptophyta, Magnoliopsida, Brassicales, Cleomaceae.
AAUUCCACAUAUCCACUUAUUUGGUCUCCCUGAUAUCUAAAGUUCACUUGCAGGCUCGGCCAUGGCCGUACCUCUCCUUCUUCCGAGCUAUCCUGUGUCAGCAUGGCCUUCACGCUCUCACCCCAGAUCACACUCAUGGCUUCCAGUUCGAACCGAUCCCAAACCGGUUAAUCUGUCCGCCACCAGAGCCCAACUGGAGGAGGAGGAGAACGUCGUGAUCAUUGGCGCCGGCAUAGCCGGGCUCGCCACUGCCGUUUCUCUUCACCGGCUUGGUGUCCGGUCUGUGGUGCUGGAACAGUCGGAGUCGCUUCGAACCGGAGGAACAUCGCUGACGCUUUUCAAGAACGGGUGGAGCGUUUUGGAUGCCAUUGGCGUCGGACCUGAACUCCGAACCCAAUUCCUCGAGAUCGAAGGGAUGGUGGUGAAGACGGCAGAUGGAAGAGAGCUUCGUUCUUUCAGAUUCAAAGACGAAGAUCAAAGCCAAGAGGUCAGAGCUGUAGAGAGGAGAGUGCUGUUGGAGACACUUGCCAGCAAGCUGCCACCAGGCUCCAUUAGGUUUUCCUCUAAGCUGGAAAGGAUACAAAGCAAUGAAAAUGGCGACACUCUGCUCGAACUCCAAGAUGGAAGCCUGUUCCUUGCAAAGAUUGUCGUUGGUUGUGAUGGAAUCCGGUCUAAGGUGGCAAAGUGGAUGGGAUUCUCCGAGCCAAAGUAUGCUGGGCAUUGCGCUUUCCGUGGCCUCGGGUUCUAUCCAGACGGACAGCCGUUCCAGCGGAAAGUGAAUUACAUCUAUGGAAGAGGGCUCCGUGCUGGAUACGUACCUGUCUCUACGACCAAAGUCUACUGGUUCAUCUGCUUCAACAGCUCAUCCCCAGGACCCAAGAUUACAGAUCCAGUGGUCCUAAAGAAACAAGCCAAAGAACUGCUUAGAACAUGGCCUGAAGAUCUGCAAAACCUCAUCGAUCUAACACCAGACGAAACAGUGAGCAGAACCCCUCUUGUAGACCGGUGGCUAUGGCCGGGCAUUGCUCCUCCGGCAUCACGAGGACGAGUAGUUCUUGUCGGAGAUGCUUGGCACCCGAUGACUCCGAAUCUAGGGCAAGGAGCUUGUUGUGCCUUGGAGGAUUCAGUGGUUUUGGCAAGAAAGCUUGCCAGUGCAAUUACAGGAGGGACUGAAUCAAUGGAAGAAGCAAUGGGUUCAUAUGGGAACGAGAGAUGGCCUCGGGCUUUUCCAUUGACAGUACGUGCAAAUCUAGUUGGAGCACUUCUGCAAUGGGACAAUCCUCUUGUGUGUUCUGUAAGAGACAAUAUUAUCAUACCUAAAGUGGUAAGGAUCGGAUCAAUGUUGGAACACACUAACUUCGAGUGUGAGCCUCUCUACGAUGCAGAAAGUUUAGAAUCUAGAUGGGAAAGUUGGUUAUGGGCCACACCUCCUUUAUUGGGCCCCAAACUGGAAGGCCCAUAAACUCAGGCCUAAUGACAAACUUCCACCGCCUUCACAGAAUCGAAAUUCGAAGUCUGAGGGGUGUGAGAGGGGAUGCUCUCCUGACGAGAUCAGAGAAUGAA